AUGAGGAACCCUCAGAUCCUUGGGCUGUGGCCAGGAGGAAGCAAACCAGAAGAGCGGCUUGCACUCCUUGCUCAAGAGGCUGUGGAUGGUGCAAAGGUCAUUGCUGUCAUUAAGAAACUAAGGCUGGUUUAUUUUGAUAAGAUAAUUGACUAUGUAGACAAUGGACUUCAGCAAGGCAGCACUUACAGUGCUACAGGCAAAGCCAUUAAACUGGAGAACCGGGGGAUUAAUGCGAGCAUUGACAACUGCCCAGCAGACCUCAUGGAGAAGGCAGAUCCAAAGUGCUGCCUCUCCAACAUGGGCUGGUGGAUGCUCUCUGGUGACACCACGACCAUCCACAUUUGGCCCUGCUGCCACAUCCUGCUCCCUGUCGAGGUGCUCAGCCAUGACAUCCAUCACAUGCAGCCUAAGCAGUCCUUCUUAAAUUUUCUUUGGAAAGUCCAUUUCUUGAUGGAUUACAUCCUGCUGAUGUCUCUCCCGGCACGAAGACUUCCCCCUGCACCCUGCCAGGGAGUGUUUCAGCAGCCUGUGACAGCAGUCAGACACCCAUGGCCUGGCACUGACCCCUGCCUCCUCCCUGCCUCAGGGGUGACCUCGGUGCUGCUGGACCAGGGACACGGCAGAAGCUACAGGAAGAUGAUGUGCCUGCCUGCCUCCCCAACAGCGCUGGCAUUGAGGCUGGGGCUCGGGCUCUUCAUACUGCUCUGCCUUGGGAUAGGCCAAGCGCUGGAGAAGAAAGUAGUCCAAAGCAAAGUGGGGGAAAAGGCCAGCCUGCCUUGUUGUCAUGAAAUUCCCAGCUCAGAAAGCCUACACAAGUACCGGGUCUACUGGCAGAAGAACAUUACGGACGUGGUGCUGGCCUACUCAGAGGGGAAUAUGAUCUCCAAGCACGAGAGGUACCAGAACCGGACAGAGAUGGACCCCUGGAACCUCACCCUGUGGAUCUCCCCCAUGGAAAUCCUGGACAAUGGCUCUUACCAGUGUAUAGUUCAGCGUAAUUCCAUUGUUGUGUGUGACGAGUCUGUCAUCCUCUUUGUGACAGCUGACUUCAGCAAGCCUAACAUAACAGCAGAGGUGUCCUCUGAUUCCUGCGAGUCAACUGAGAUGGUGAUAACAUGUUCAUCUCACGGAGGGUUCCCCAAGCCCAAAAUCUCUGGAGCCCUCAACAACAUGUCCGUGGAGUGGAAUGCCAGCUGGGUGUCCGAGUCCAGCCUCAGCCCAUACAAUGUCACUGGAAAACUGGUGCUCAAUGUCACCAAAGAUGUCAACAUCACUUGCUCCAUUGAAUACAGUGGCUUUGCCAAGUCCACCAGUUUGCUUAUUGAAAAAACCAAUGACUGCGUUGCUCCUCCCGUGCCUCCACCUUAUAAUGUCAUUACUGCUUCAGUUAUCAUCAUCAUCACCUUCAUUCUGGCUACCACCCUGGCAGCAAGAUACCUCCCAAGGCAUGGCUGUUCUCACUGUUGUAAGCGCCAGGAUUCAAUGGAAGAGGCUGUGAAAGAAUAUACAAAGGCAUCCAUGAGUUCUAAAGUGACAGCUGAAACAUCAUCUGUAUGA
Cinclus cinclus is the source of this 1557-nucleotide messenger RNA. RefSeq lists its product as uncharacterized. Lineage: Eukaryota; Metazoa; Chordata; Aves; Passeriformes; Cinclidae. Gene Ontology annotation, biological process: cellular response to lipopolysaccharide; cell surface receptor signaling pathway; positive regulation of T cell proliferation. The record is from RefSeq and is a predicted model, not a curated record. Gene Ontology annotation, cellular component: external side of plasma membrane.